Molecule: messenger RNA, 540 nt
Organism: Odobenus rosmarus divergens (Pacific walrus)
Lineage: Eukaryota; Metazoa; Chordata; Mammalia; Carnivora; Odobenidae
Gene: KLF16
Product: Kruppel-like factor 16
Exons: 2
Biological process (GO): regulation of transcription by RNA polymerase II
Molecular function (GO): RNA polymerase II cis-regulatory region sequence-specific DNA binding; DNA-binding transcription factor activity, RNA polymerase II-specific
Source: RefSeq, a predicted model, not a curated record
GCCGCCGCGCCCCACCUGCUGGCCGCCAGCAUCCUGGCCGACCUGCGCAGCGGGCCCGGCGCCGCCCCGGGGGGCGCCUCGCCCGCCUCCUCCUCCUCGGCCACCUCGUCCCCGUCCUCUGGCCGCGCCCCCGGCGCCGCGCCCGCCGCCGCCAAGAGCCACCGCUGUCCCUUCCCAGGUUGCGCCAAGGCGUACUACAAGUCCUCACACCUCAAGUCGCACCUGCGGACGCACACAGGCGAACGCCCCUUUGCCUGCGACUGGCCGGGCUGCGACAAGAAGUUCGCGCGGUCCGACGAGCUGGCCCGCCACCACCGGACGCACACCGGCGAGAAGCGCUUUCCCUGCCCGCUCUGCUCCAAGCGCUUCACCCGGAGCGACCACCUGACCAAGCACGCGCGCCGCCACCCCGGCUUCCGUCCGGAACUGCUCCGGCGCCCGGGCGCCCGCAGCACCUCGCCCAGCGACUCGCUGCCCUGCAGUCUGGCGGGCAGCCCCGCGCCCAGCCCCGCGCCCAGCCCGGCCCCCUCUGGCCUGUAG